GAAGCGUUUAUCGACCGCCCCAGCCGUGCAUUUUGCAUUGUGAUGGAGUAUUGCCGUAAGGGCGAGCUGUGUCAGCACCUCAAGAAGCGCUCCAACAUGGCAAUGAUGAUUCCGGAGGACACCAUUCUCAACUGGUUCGUGCAGCUCGUGCUCGCGUUAGAGUACCUUCACCAUAAGAACAUUCUCCACCGCGACGUCAAGGCGGAGAACGUGUUUCUUCGCAGCCGUCACGACACGCCGCUGGGUAACGCGGCGACGGUGCAGCUGGGCGAUUUCGGCAUUUCGCGAAUGCUGGAGGCCCACGAGGCGGUCGCACGAAGCUUCGUGGGAACGCCGCUGUACAUGUCGCCUGAGCUGAUCCGGAACGAACCGUUCUCAUACCUCUCUUCUCUGUCCCCGCGCAUCCUUCCCGCAUCCUUCCCCCAUCCCUCCCCCAUCCCUCCCCCAUCCCUCCCCCAUCCCUCCCCCAUCCCUCCCCUGUCCUCUCCUCUGACCCCCCCGCCGCGCCCCUUCAGAUACUCCCCCGAGCUCUGCUUCCUGCUCACCAAGAUGCUCUCUAAAGACGCGUCGCGCCGCCCCACCGCGGCCGACAUCCUCGCCUUCCCGCUGCUCCGCCCGCGCGCCGCCGCCUUCCUCGCUGCGUGCCAGCUGGCGGCGUCCGAAGCGGCGGAGACGCACGCGCAGCAGCAGCAGCUGGAGGAGCGCAUGCAGCGCCAGCUGCAGCAGCCGCAGCAGCAGCAGCACCACCUCCGGCGCUAUCAGAACCGCGAUAAGCACCAUGAGCAGCAGAAGCACCAGCAGCAGCAGCAGCAGCAGCAGCAGCAACAGCAGCAACAGGAAGGUUCCCCGUCCUCCUCCCCGUUUUCCUCCCCCCUAGGCUCCCCCCCGCCCUGCUCCUCCUCCGUCCCGACUUCCCCGCUGCACCAGCACCAUUCCCCCAGCGCCGCGCGGGUCUUAGCCAUUCACAGCGAGGUCGUCUUGCAGGCGCACCGCCUGGGCUUGCACGCUCCGCUCGAGCCCCUGCUCUCCCCUGCCACGCGCGCGCGCGUGGCCUCCGCGGAAGGCUCGCGCGCCGAGCGCCCGCGUGCGCCGGGUUCUCCUCGGCAGAUGGCAGCAGCGGGGGCGGCGGAGAUGCGCGGGGAGGCGGGGGCGGGCGGAGAGGGCUCGCUGUUCCGCGAUUAUGAGGCGAGCUUGAAGGUCCCCCCUCCUCAGGCAAGUCCUUUCAAAUCUCUUGCUUCCCUUCCCCCUCUUUCCCGUGUCUCAUUGUCCUUUUCUUACCCCCUCCUUCUCCACCCGCCCUACUCUCCCGCCUUCUCCCCUCUCUCCCCCUCUCGCCCCCUUCAGAAGAGCUCCCAGAGUAAUCGCUCCCGAGCCACGUCAACCGACGGAGUCGUCACCCAAACCAACGCCGCAGCCUCGGGCUGCCCAUCCAGCCCGUUUGCCUCGGCGGCGGCUCGGCGGCGCUUCUCCGCCUCGGACACGGAUAACCUGGUGCAGCGCGCCAAUAGCCGCGGACGGGGGAGCAUGAGUGGGCGCAUGGGGGACGGCGGGGGCGCGGGCGGAAGCGGAAGAAGCGGGGGCGGCGGAAGCAGGCGGGGGUCGCGGGAGCUGUCACUGGCGGAAGAGGAUUUGCGCGCGCUAGAGGAGGGGAUAGAGGAGGGAGGCGGAGACUUAUCGGACGUGGUUCGCGGAGGGGCGACGGGAGAAACGAGUAGUGCGGGAACUGGAGGAAACUCGUCGCAGGAGAGCAUACCAAUAGGUGUAGAGCAUCCCUACAGCGAUAGAAACGCAUCCGGGCGUUAUAGCGCGGAUGACUUCGCGUCUUAUAACGGGGAAACCAGUGGCCGUUUUAGCGCGGAAAGUUCCAGGAGGUUUUCAGAUUCGACUCCCCCGUUGCCCUCCGCUCCAGGGGCGCGGUUUUCCCCCUCGGCGGAGACACGCGCGCUUGUAAAUAGACCACGGGGGAGGAGCAUGAAGGAGCGAGAGCCCGCGCAUGGGGGAACCGCUGCGGAAGCAAGCGCGGAGCCAAGCAUGCGCGAGCAAUGCGGGGAGUGCGCGGACCUUGGGGAAGGAGCGGUGGAGGGGAGAGCGCCGGGAAGCAGCAGGGGUUACGCGGAACGGCGGGCAAGAGAGGGGCGCGCGCUGCAGAGGGGGCGCAGCGAGGGCGGGCGGAUGGGGGAGCAUUUCCACGUGAGGGAGGGCGCGGGCAUGGGGGAAGGCAGUAGGGAGGGCGCGGGCAUGUGGGCCGAGGGGGAAGCGGAAAGGGAGGCGGCGGACAGGGAGGCGGCGGAAAGGGAGGCGGCGGAAAGGGAAGCGGUGGAAAGGGAGGUGGCGGAGAGGGAAGCGGCGGAGAGGGAAGGGGCGGAGAGGGAGCGCAGCGGGUGGCAGCAGGAGCGGCGGCGGCGGCGCUCCGCCCGCCGCAUGCCCUCGUGGGACUGCGAGCGCCUCCCCGGAGUAGCCUUCCCCCGGCCCCCCCCGUCCUUCGAAUCCUCCCCCAUUUCCAUCGACUCCCGCACCCCCCACUCCCGCACUCCCUCCCACUCCUCCUCGGUCUCCCCGUCCCGGUUCCCGUCCUCUUUCUCGCCCUCGUUCGCCCCCUCUCGCACGUCCUCUCGCACACGGUCGCACAGCAGCAGCAAUGCGACGGACCAGUCGCUCGGGCAGUCGCCGCUGUGGACGCCCAGGCGAGUGGUGGAAGAGGCGAGUCGCCUGCUGGGGGGGCAGCGGGGGGAGGGCUCUGCUAGCUCCACAGACGCGGAGGCUGUGCUGUGCCGCGCUCUUGCUUCCAUCCCCUCCCCCCCGGAUAGCCCUUCCACACUCACCCUCAUCCCGCCCCUCACUCCCUCCUCCAAUAAACCUAACAAGACAGGAGCUGCAGCAGCUGCAGCUCCUUCUGCUGAUCUGGUCAAGCCGCUGGGCCCGUCUGCCUCUGCCCCAUCCCUUGCAUUCAGAAACCCCCUGGCGGCUCUGCCUCCGCUGCCCUUCCCCUUCCGCGCCUCCCCGCGCGCCCCUGCGCCCAGCCCCGCGCCAGCCUUCGCCACUGCAGCUGCUCUCAUAGCUGUUGCUACUGGCAUGCCGGAUGGGCGUGUGGGCAUGCCAGAGGGCCGUAUGAGCAUGGAUGCCCGCAUGGGUAUGUCGGAAGGGCGUGCAGGUAUGUCAGACGGGCCUGGGGGUAUGUUGGAGGGGCGGAAGGGCAUUGAAGGGCGGGUGGGCAUCCCAGAAGCAACGUCAGUGGAGACUAUCAGCAGCACUCUGAGCUCUGAUACCGCUGCUGCCAUUCCCCGCAUGCAGCACGUGGCCGCUCUGCACCGCAUUCAACACCAGCAACUUCAGCAGCAGCAACAGCAGCAGCAGCUUGUGGGAAAUCAGAACAGCCAGAAGCCAGCAGCAGAGUCUUCUCUCAGUGCCGCCAGUGCCUCUCCUGGGGACACCUAUGGCCCUGCUGCUGCUGCUGCUGCUGCUGGUGCCGGCAGCAGUGGUGCCAACGCCUCUGUUUCCAGCUAUGGGCGCAGCAGCAGCAGCAGCAGUAGCGGCAACAACACCCGCCCCACGUCGCCCCUCCGGUUCGGAGGCAGGCUGGCUGCGAAGCUGGCGGGUUCCUUCUCCUCCCUGGUGCCCAAAUCCCCCAAGUCUCCUAAAUCGCCCAAGUCUUCCAGAUCUCCCAAGUCUCCCAAGUUGCGAAGUCCUCGAAAGUUUGGAAGGAGAUUCGGUGCAGCGUCAGGGACAGGGGGGGCAGGCGGAUCUGCAGCAGCAGCAGCGGGGACAGUAGCAGCGGGUGGAGCAGCAGCAGGAGCAGGAGCGGGAGCAGGAGCAGCAGCAGGAGGAGCAGGAGCAGGGCAAGGGAGAGGGUCGUCCUUGGUAGCAGCAGUGGCGCUAGGGGGUCUCAAAAGCACCCCAUCGUUGACCCUAUCCACAGACGAAGGUCCCACUGCUGGCUCUGGGAAUUUCAGCAGCGAGGGUACCAUGAGCUGGGGCUCCCUCCUCUCUUCCUCCUCCCUCAUCGGCCGCUCCUUCUCCCUGCUCUCCCCCCGGAAAAGCCCCAAGGUGCGCCGGGGAACCUGCCUUGUACCCUCCACGUCGACGCGGGAGGGUGGGGAGGUGGAGGCGGCGGUUACAGGGGAUAGUGAUUUGAGUGGGAUGCUGGGGGAUAGUGAGGUGAGUGGGAUGUGUGGUGCGGAUAGUGAGGUGAGCGGGGUGUGUGGUGGGGGGAUGUCGCUAGAGGCCAGUUUGAGCCAUGCGGGACCGGAUGUGCUAUUGGGUGUGAGGGAUGCUGCUGGGACAGCAGCGGGAGCAGCAGGAGCAGGAGCAGGUGCAGCAGCAGGAGUAGGAGGUGAAGGAGGAGGGAUGGGUGCAGCAGGGGAGGGAGAUGCUGCUGUAAAGGGGUGUUCUAAUAACGGGGCAGAGGAUGUGUUAGCGGGGCAUGUGCGCAGCAGACUGCAGGCAGGGCAAGCGGGACAGGGAGGGCAGGGAGAGCAAGCAGGACAAGCAAGGCAGGCGGUGCCAGCUGGGGUGGCAGUACAGGCGUGUAGGAGUGGGGAGGAGGCGAGCAAUGAGGAGGAGGUUGAGAGGAAGUGGACGCGGCAAGGCACUGCUGAUCGCAGGCUAGCACUGCAGGGCCAGGGGAAGAGUGGGACAGCUGGGGCAGGAGGGGCAGGUGGGGCAGCUGGUGCAGGUGGGGUGGGUUGGGCAGGUAUAUCUGGUGGAGGUUUGACCCAGGCAGGUGCGAGCUGGAUACAGUCCAACCCAGACAGGAAGCUCACCAGCUCUCUCCACAGCCCCACACAUUCCCCUACCGGUAACCCCAGAGGUGGUAACCGCGCUGCAGCAAUGAAACGUAACAGCUCAAGCAAGUCACCGAAGGAAGAGGGUGUGUAUCAGCGGGUGCUGGUUGGGUUGGAGAUUCCAGAAGGGGACGAGGAGAGGGGAGGUGAGGGGGGGCCAGAGAGACCAGUGCUGGGUGUGGGGGGAAUGCAUGGGAGGGUAUCUGUGAUUGGUGGUAGCGGUCAGCAAUUGGAAGCAUGUGGGAACGCAUAUGGUGGUGGUGAUGGUGAUGAGAAUGGGAAUGGUGACGGAGGGGGGUAUGUAGAGCAGGAAAGUGAUGGGGAUUCAGCAUCGUCGUCGUCAUUCAGUCCGACAGUCCCUGCUACACUGACGUCGCCAAUAGGGAGUUUGUUUCAAAGCAGGAGGAAGCAUGAGCGCUUACCGAGGCGGUUACAGAGGAGGAAAACUGGCACCCCACGCUAG
Closterium sp. Naga37s-1 is the source of this 5244-nucleotide messenger RNA. Lineage: Eukaryota; Viridiplantae; Streptophyta; Zygnematophyceae; Desmidiales; Closteriaceae. The record is from the annotation of a GenBank genome assembly.